UGCCAAGCUGGUUUCACAAGUAAAGGUUUUCGGUGUAUCUGUCCAGAAGAAUUCAGCGGAGGAGAAGUUUGCCAAGCUUUCAGAAAUUGCGCUGACAUUUUUAAAUCAGGCCAAACACGAGACGGUGUUUACGUCAUCAAACCUGACGACCGAUCAGCUUUUGAUGUCUUCUGCGACCAAACAACAGCCGGUGGAGGAUGGACGGUAUUCCAGAAAAGAAUCGACGGUUCCGUUGACUUCAACCUCAACUGGAGCGAUUAUAAGCGUGGCUUCGGAAAUCUUGGAGGCGAGUUUUGGCUUGGCUUGGACAGGAUUUAUCGCCUGACUUCAGAUAAUAACAGCAUGUUACGAGUAGACAUGGCGGACUUCGAAGGGAGAAGUGCUUAUGCCGAAUACAGCUCUUUUGGUGUCGGGAGUGAACAUGACAAGUACCGGUUGAUCCUUGGUUCUUAUAACACAGCAGGUGACUAAACUAAUUUACAUACGCAUUGUGUAAUUCCAAGGCUUGCUUCAAUGCGAUGACCGGAGACAACAACAACAAUUUUAACACAAACAAAGACAGAAAUGUUAGUAAAGUAAUUGAAUAAGAGAUAGAACAUUGUUAAGAAAGUUAAGAAAAAUACUAAGCCCAGCGGUUAAAAACUGUUCACGUAAAACGAAAUUCGAUAAUGGUUAAUCAUUUAGUAAAUGAUUUAGAUGAUAUAUAAGGGAAUUUUUGUCCCUUUUCCCAGCCUUUUGUUGAUAAAAUAGUGUUUGAAGGGUUCUGGUUCUUGAGAGGAGUAUAAUUAAGAUAUGUUAUUAACCCUGUCAGUCUCGUCUUCGGAUUUCAUUUCUUACUUCCUUCUUACCGCCACCUACUUUCAUUGUGUACUCGAAGCCAUUUUGGUUACUAUAUACAUAUUUUUUGCGGCAAAUCAAUCCCAAACAAGGGAGGGUGGAUGCAGAAAAGACUUCAUAAGCGCGGAAGGAAAGGUAAAAACUUAAACAUUAUUAUACAGGGCCUGGUUUUUCAAAACACGCUUUACCUAACACGAAGUUAGUGUGAAUUUUCAAUUCAGUUUUAUAGCCCUGCAAAGGGAUUUAUUUGUUUGCAUUUUUCCCUGUUAGUUUUGAGUCAUACUGAGAUAAAACCCAACAAAACCUUGGCUCCUGUACACGCUCUUCUACAUGAGAAAUUACAUCUAAGGUUAACUUUUAAACCAGGAUUAAAGUCAACCCCUUUUCGAACA
This is a messenger RNA of Pocillopora damicornis (cauliflower coral), 1229 nucleotides long. RefSeq names its product fibrinogen C domain-containing protein 1-A-like. The record is from RefSeq and is a predicted model, not a curated record. NCBI's taxonomy places the organism in Eukaryota, Metazoa, Cnidaria, Anthozoa, Scleractinia, Pocilloporidae.